This is a messenger RNA of Aquila chrysaetos chrysaetos, 2761 nucleotides long. It is a transcript of the gene SLC16A4, whose product is annotated as solute carrier family 16 member 4. NCBI's taxonomy places the organism in Eukaryota, Metazoa, Chordata, Aves, Accipitriformes, Accipitridae. The transcript has 8 exons. Gene Ontology annotation, biological process: monocarboxylic acid transport; transmembrane transport. The record is from RefSeq and is a predicted model, not a curated record. Gene Ontology annotation, molecular function: monocarboxylic acid transmembrane transporter activity. Bases 514 to 2160 code for a protein of 548 amino acids.
UUCCCGGGCCAAGGGCCGUGCAGCAGAGGCAGGGCGGGCAGGACAGGAGCUCUGCUCCCCUGCAGCCACCAGCAGCCCCAGGUUUGGCUUCAGUCCACCAUUGCCACCUACUGCUCCGUUCAAAGGCUGGCAAGACCCAGGGCUCUGCCGGGAGCUAUAACCCGUGCAGGCUUCCCCUCCUCUUUCCUCCCAACAGGAUUUCUGCUCCAAAGGCUCUGGGUUUCCUGCUCCCGGCUGGGGAAGGGGAGGGACUCCUGGCCUUGGGGCCCUGCAAGCCAGGCUCUGCCUCCAGGGAGGAGGAGGACGAGCUCUGUCCACCCAGCCCCAGGACUUGCCGGGCUCCAUGUCCCGCUUCGGGGCUCGUCGGGAAGGACAGACACCGUCAUCCUCACUGGAGGUGAAUGAAGAAGCAGACUUUGGGGUGCCACGUCAGGAAGGGGGGAUUUAGUCUCUGGAGCAAAUGAAGAGACGAUUCCUCUUUGCAAGCAACUGUUUUGCGGAGGAUUUUCCAGCAUGCAGCAGCAAGGUGGGGAAAGGAAGGAGGAAGAGCCAGAAGUUCCAGCAGCCACGAAGAGCCCAAGCACCGAAGCCGCAGAUGGAGGGUGGGCAUGGGGAGUGGUGUUUCAUUUCUUCCUGGUCAACGUACUUGUGAUGGGGAUGCUCAAGACCUUUGGGAUUUUCUUCGUGGCUUUCCAAGAGGAGGUGGGGGGCUCCUCUGAGCAAGUCAGCUGGAUCGGCUCCAUCAUGUCCUCCCUGCGUUUCUUAGGAGCCCCGCUCGUGGCCGUGGUCUGCAAGAGCCUGGGCGAGCGGCCGACCUCCAUCAUCGGGGCCGGCUUGGUCGGAGGGGGCUGCCUGCUCAGCACACAGGCCACCAGCGUCCCCUUCCUCUGCGUCUCCAUGGGACUUCUCCUGGGUAUGGGGUUUGCCUGCCUUUACCAGGCAGCCGCAGUGAUGACGGCCAAGCGCUGCAGGACACGGCUGGCUUUCUCCAACGCCAUCGCCCGCUCCGGCAUGGGGCUGACAUUUCUAAUAGCACCAUUCACUCAACUUCUCAUCGAUUUUUAUGGCUGGCAAGGUACUCUCCUGAUUUUUGGAGGCAUCAUGUUAAACCUCGUGCCUUCCAGCAUGCUGCUGCGUCCCAUCAGCACCCAGCCACCUCAACGCUCCUCAGCUAAAAAUCAGGACUGUGGGUCUUUAAUGGCAAAGAAGGAUUCAGAAACGCUCAAUGGAUGCUCAGAUGAAACCACUCCCAGGGAAAUACAGCUUCGCAGUGCACAGGACCUUCCCACCACGGAGGGACUCCUGAUGUCCCAUGGCAGAGAUGUGUCUGGUCCAGUAAAUACAUCUGCUUUGGAAAGGCUCAAGAAACCCCCCGUGGACAGCUGCUCACCAGAAAUAGCCACCGAGGCCAAGAGAAGCUACAAAUCCCUUCCACCGACAGAAAAAGAAAAUUCACAGCCUCUCCUUGACUUCUCCCCGCUGAAGGAUCCCGUCUUCUGCAUUUUCACAUGGUCUUUUUUGUUCAGCCAUUUGGCCUACUUCGUGCCCAUCUUCCACUUGGUAGCAAGAGCCAGAACGCUGGGCAUAAGCAGCAUGGAUGCCUCUUACCUCAUUUCAGUGGCUGGCAUCACAGAGACAGUCAGCCAGCUGCUCUCAGGCUGGGUUGCUGACCAGAACUGGACCAAGAAGUAUCACUACCACGUGGCUUACCUUGUCCUCGGCGGCAUCACUAACCUGCUCUGUCCUCUGGCCACCACCUUCCCAUUACUCAUGACCUACGUGGUGGCCUUCGCUGUUUUCUGCGGUGGGUUCAUGGCUCUGGUCCUUCCUGUGCUGGUAGAUCUAGUGGGCGUGCAAAAACUCCACAGCUACUUGGGGUUUGCUGCCUUCUUUGCUGGGAUAGCAGCCAUCGGCGGACCUCCUCUAGCAGGUAACUGUAAUGUUAUGUAUAAGUUAUACCCACCGCAGACAUCUAGUGAUAAAACAUGCUCCUGGUUUACUCUCCUACCCAUAUGCAUCCAAGGAUGGUUUUUCUGUCCAAGUGAAAAAAAAACCAAAAUGCAUUUCAGAAACUUAUCUUUAUACACAGGCAAUAUUUUGCUCGUGAAUUUGCAAAACCCAACUAGCAGUUUGACAGCUGCGUGGAAAAAAAGAGGCUAAACCCCACGUGCAAAUUUUAACCCUGACCACAGCAGAAAAGUAACGACUGCAUUACCGUGGAUUUUACCCCCAACAGGGCAUUGGAACACUGAACUUGGAACAGAGGGACUAGAGGGGAGACAGGGAGAGGAAGGUAAAGCAAGGACAAGCUCAGCAGCAGUCCCACCAAGCAGAGGCACUGAAACAUAGGGAGAAGUCUCAGCAAUCUCUUGUUUUGAAGAAGAUUACACAGCUCAGCCACAAGAGCUCCUGGGCCCAAAGAUAAGGAGGAUGAAAAGCCUUUCCUCUUCUCCCUCUGCCAGAAAACCAAGGCAGUUUUGAGUAUCUGGCAGAUUUCAAGCGCUUAGAAGCGAGUCUCCAGUCUCUGCUUAUGAGCAAGGGACUUGUUCUCCUCCAAACAUCUUGGCCAGGACAAAGCUUUUCCUUUCCCUGAUGACCCUUUAGCCAUACCUCAUAGCUGGAAACAGGAACUGAGCUCUUCCUAGGUCCUCAUGAUGCAAACAAACUAGAAAAAGCUGCAAGGUCAAAUAUCAGUGUGAACAACGUCCUGUCACUCACCUACCAAAUGUAUCCUGAAUAAAACCUGGCAACUUGUUCUUCA